GGCUGGGGCUGGACUGGCUGGCGUGAGGGUGCUGGCCUUUGUUCCUCCACAGGGAGACCCCAAGUCCGAGAGGCGCCUUGCCAUCCUGUUUGCGCAUAGCGGUGCCGUGCCGAAGUGAACCAUGCCACUCUGGGUGCUGUUCCUCGUGCUCCUCUCACUCAGCAGCAGCUGCUCCCACUGCUCCCCGUCCCCCUCUGAGGCCAGCAGGACGCAGCGCUCCUCAGAUGCCAUCUUCACAAACAACUACCGAAAGCUGUUGCGCCAACUGUCUGCCCGCCAGCUGCUCCUGGACAUCAUGAGCCAAAAGCAGAGAAACGAAAAUCAGGAGCAGGUAGAGAAGGCACAGCUUGGGCACAAGGUGGGCAGUGUGUGCACCAACCAGAAGCUGACGACACCAAGCAACAGCCUGUUGGCCCUGCUGCAGAAGCACAGCAGGAAUUUCCAAGGAUGAACACGCCCUUCCUCCCAAGGCUCAGGCCACCUGCAGUCCAAACACAACUGGAUCCACUUCAUCCUGUUUCAUGUCUAAUUUCCUUUUUCUUUGAUAAAUACAAGUAAAAUUCCCCUACCCUGA
Molecule: messenger RNA, 574 nt
Organism: Ochotona princeps (American pika)
Lineage: Eukaryota; Metazoa; Chordata; Mammalia; Lagomorpha; Ochotonidae
Gene: GHRH
Product: growth hormone releasing hormone
Exons: 5
Coding region: 122-451 (109 amino acids)
Cellular component (GO): extracellular region
Molecular function (GO): hormone activity
Source: RefSeq, a predicted model, not a curated record